Calidris pugnax (ruff) is the source of this 3269-nucleotide messenger RNA. RefSeq names its product RAD21 cohesin complex component like 1 (gene RAD21L1). Gene Ontology annotation, biological process: mitotic sister chromatid cohesion; replication-born double-strand break repair via sister chromatid exchange; synaptonemal complex assembly. Gene Ontology annotation, molecular function: protein binding; chromatin binding. Gene Ontology annotation, cellular component: cohesin complex; synaptonemal complex. Lineage: Eukaryota; Metazoa; Chordata; Aves; Charadriiformes; Scolopacidae. The transcript is spliced from 13 exons. Bases 683 to 2395 code for a protein of 570 amino acids. The record is from RefSeq and is a predicted model, not a curated record.
UAUCCCCUCAGGUCCCCAUAAAUCCCCCCUGUCCCCUCAGGGCCUGCCUGGAUCCCCCCAUCUUCUCAGGCUCCACUAAAUCCCCUGCCCCAUCCCCUCAGGGUCCCGCCAAACCCAUCACCACCUCCAUCCUCUCAGGGUCCCAUUAAAUCCUCUCAUCCCCUCAGUGCCUGGCUGGGUUUUCCAUCCCCUCAGAUCCCACUAAAUCCCCCCCAUUGCCUCAGCGCCCGCUUGGGGCCCCCCAUCUCAGAUCCCACUAAAUCCCCCGUGUCCCCUCAGGGCCUGAUAAAUCCUUGUGUCCCCUCAGGGCCUGACAAAUCCUUCCAUCCCCUUGGGGCCUGACUGGAUCCCCCCAUCCCCUCAGGCCUCACUAAAUCCCCCACAGCCUGUUCCUUCAGGGUCCUGCCAAAUCCCUCUCCUCUGUCCCCUCAGUGCCCAGCUCGGUCCUCCAUUCCCUCAGGGUCCUGCUAAAUCCUCUCAUUCCCUCAGUGCCCAGCUGGAUCCCCUCAUCCCCUCAGAUCCUGCUAAAUCCCUCCAUCCCCUCAGCUCCCAACUGGGUCAUUCCAUCCCCUCAGCGUCCUGCUAAACACCCCUUCCCACUUUGUGCCCCAGGACCUUUGGAAGGGGGAACGGCCCAAGGAGGUGUCAGGAGGGUUGGCCUGUGAGCCUCAGCCCCGGCGCCAUGUUCUACAUGCAUUUACUCAUCAACAAGCGUGGGCCGUUGGCCAAAAUAUGGCUUGCUGCCCACUGGGAGAAGAAGCUCACCAAAGCUCAUAUAUUUGAGUGCAAUUUAGAGAUUACCGUUGAACAGAUCAUCUCGCCAAAGUUUACAAUAGCUCUGCGAACCUCUGGACACUUACUCCUAGGAGUGGUGCGGAUUUACUACAGGAAAGCAAAGUACCUCUUGUCAGACUGUAGUGAAGCUUUGACAAAAAUGAAGACAGCCUUUCGCCCAGGACUUGUUGACCUUCCAGAAGGGAGCUUUGAGGCUGCUUAUCAGUCCAUUACAUUACCUGAAGAAUUUCAUGAUUUUGAAACACCACUACCUGAUUUGAAUGCCAUUGAUGUUGCUGAACAUUUUACCUUGAAUCAGAGCAGAGCUGAAGACAUCACACUUACAGAGGAUUACGAAAGCAAUAUACUUCUCUGUGAUAGAAACUUUGAUGAAGAACCAGACGCAGUAAGAAAGCAGAGCUUCUUGGACAGCAGCACCUCAACGAGCAGUAACAGCCUUGUGGCUGAUCCCAACUCCACCAGCCUGAAUGCGGGCAAGGUGGCCCUGCAUGAAGAUACCUACUGUUUUGAGCACGACUGUUUUGGAGACGAGGAGGAUGCUGCAGAUAUGAUUGAAAUCCUGUUGAGGGAUGAGCAAAAUGGCCUAGAUAAAGAUGUUCUUGAUAUGGAGGAAGAACGUCCUUUGUCACAAGAUCUGCCAGAGAACAGCACAGCCAUUGAGUCCAACGGCCCAGACACCACCAUUAAGAACGUCAGUCAUCUAAUGAAUGAAACAAUACUUUUAUUAAAAGAAGAAGAAGGAUUUGUUCUUGAGCCAGUUGAUGAUACAGCAGUCACCCAGAGGAAAAAAAAUAAAAGGAAGAGGAAGUUGCUUGUGGAUGUAAACAAGGAACUGGGCUGCAAUGCUAUAUACAACCAACUGAACAACUGCACAGACAUCCUUACGACGUUAGACCUUGCACCCCCAACGAAGAAAACAAUGAUGUGGAAGAAAUCAGGAGGUGUGGAUAAACUCCUGUCCCAAUCUACGCAGCCUGUGUUUCACCCUGAGCUGCAAAUGUUGUUUGCAAAAUGCUUCAAGAGUCACGGAUUUAAGAUGAGAAGAAAUGGGAUGCGGAUGGAGUCUGAAAUGGAAGAAACAAGAAAAGAGCGAGAUACCACAGAGAUGCUGAUAGUAGAAGAGCCAAGUUACCUGCAGGAGAAAGCUCAUUCAGAGACUGAGAGAAAAAUUAGAAAUGAUUCAUUUAUGUUGACAUCACAGAAUAACAGAAAUGAAACUCAUGAUAACUGUGGUGAAACUAUACAGGGUGGAACGGGUUUCUCAGAGAGCUCCUCGCUGGUGAACAACUCCCUGGGCCAAGAAGCUGAAACACAGCGAGCGGAGUCAGCAAAUGAGCUAACGAGGAACAGGAAAGACAGUGAAGAAACAAGGUGGAACAAAAGAACUCUUCAGUUAUUAAAAACUCUACAGCACCUGAGGCGGUCGGGCCUGCAGACCUUCAGUUUUUGGGAGCUCUGUCGGAAAAACAGCCGGAAAGAAGCUGCAGCCAAGUUUUACAUCUUCCUGGUUCUACAGAAGCAGUCGGUCAUCGAGCUCAGCCAGAGCGCGCCCUUCGCGGACAUCACGGCCACCCUCGGCCCCAUGUUCAACGCUCACUGAAAUCACACACUGUUCAGAUAAGCUGAUAAAAAUCAACCUUAGUCUAAAUUUUUCGGAAAAUAUAUUUCCUCGAAAAUGGUUGAAAAUCUUGCCAAGCUGUGGUAAGUCAGCAGAGCUCUCUCCUGGUUCGUUUUCUCACCUGCCAAGUAGCUGCCUCGUGCAGGUGCUGCCUCGGUAUCAGUUACCAAGGUGUUCCACAGGGUGUUUAUUUUUAAUAUAUAUGUUUAUAUGAUGAGCAGUUCCUUAUUCUGUUAAUAAAAUAUCCCUAAAAUACAUAUUCUACAUCCAUUGGGAAGGAUGUUAUGGAAGUCCUUAAAAACCUUUCUUAGAGACCAGCUUUGGAGGUUAAAUUAUUUUUAAUGGAGCUUGUGUGUGUUAAUUAUCUAAUGGCACCAGUAAGAGAAGUCUGUUAAGCUCUCUUUAGCAAAAAUUUCAGCCUAUUUGAAAUUAUUCCUUUCAAAAAAUGUUCAGUAUCUGGUAUUUUAAGGUCUAGCAAGCCACUGUCUCCAGCGUCGUUUUUGUGUUGAGGAGGAGAGAAUUUACACUACCCCGAGAAGAGUCACGUCAACUUCAGGGAGAAAUCCUUUUUUCCUAGAAAAUCCUGCAGUUUUAGAUUUCGUGGAGCCUGUUUACUUAAAGACUAACACCUUUAUUUAUGCGCAGACCUACUUAAAAAUGGAUGUUAAACUGAAACAUUGUUCGUUCUUUGCCUUUUUAUGUGAUUUAGGACGCGUUUUAACAUUUUUGCUGUCAUUUUGUAAAGGUGGUGUUUUUCAGCUGCAUCCAACCUGUGACGCAGGGGGUGGCUGUGUGCCUUCCGAGGGGGAAAUGCUGCCUCUUGAUAGGAAAUCAAUAAAUAUCAGAAUGAGAUGUU